UCCCAAAAUAUAGACCCAACUACUAUAUAUUUAUGUAAAUAAUUUCGCCCCAAAAAUCAAACCCGUCACCAAUUCAGUUACAAGUUCAACACUGUUUAAUACCCUCUCAUCCAAAUCUUCAAAAAUAUCAUAGAAGGGUAAAGACACAUUCACAAAACUCAUGGCACUUUCUACUAACUCAAAAAUAUCUCAACUCCUCUUCCUUUUACCGCUUCUACUAGGUAAUGUAGCUUUGGGGACAGUGUUUACAAUAGAAAACCAUUGCAACAACACAAUCUGGCCGGGAACACUUUCCGGCAAUGGCGCUGCUCUCCUCGGCGACGGAGGAUUUUCCCUGCCGCCGGGAUCAUCUGUUCAGCUCACCGCUGCGUCGGGAUGGUCAGGACGAUUCUGGGGUCGAACCGGCUGCAACUUCGACGGUGCCGGUAACGGGAAUUGCAUCACCGGAGACUGCGCCGGAGGAAUGAAUUGCAACGGGGGAGGUACCCCGCCGGUGACGUUGGCGGAGUUUACGAUCGGAAGCGGAAACGAAGACAAAGAUUUCUAUGAUGUGAGUUUGGUGGACGGUUACAAUGUUGGGAUGGGGAUAAGGGCAACCGGAGGAACCGGUGAUUGUCAGUAUGCGGGGUGUGUUGCGGAUUUGAAUGGUAACUGUCCGGCGGAAUUGCAGGUAACGGAGGAAGGGGGUUCGGUGGUGGCGUGUAAGAGUGCGUGUGCGGCGUUUAAUACGGCGGAGUUUUGCUGCACCGGCGAACAUUCGAGUCCGCAGAGUUGUAGUCCGACGAAGUAUUCGGAGAUGUUUAAGAGUGCGUGUCCUUCUGCGUACAGUUAUGCUUACGAUGACGCUUCAAGCACUUGCACAUGUUCUGGUUCCGAUUAUCAUAUCACUUUUUGUCCAACUGCUUCAUCCUAGUCACCGGAUUCAUGGUUUCGUUUCAUUUGCUUUUUUUUCUUUUUUUUUCAUUAUCAUUUAUUAUAUGGUUGGUGAUUUUUUAAUAGUGGUUUGCUUGUUACUUGUGCAUGUAAAUAAUUUAUGAUAGAAGUAACUGAGUGAAUAAUUUGUUAGUGCUUGCUUGCACUAUGUUAAUGUGUUAUCAGUUUUGUGAUUGCUCCCGAUAA
Cicer arietinum (chickpea) is the source of this 1119-nucleotide messenger RNA. Its product is annotated as pathogenesis-related thaumatin-like protein 3.5. Lineage: Eukaryota; Viridiplantae; Streptophyta; Magnoliopsida; Fabales; Fabaceae. The record is from RefSeq and is a predicted model, not a curated record.